AUGAUAUCCGCUGACGGCGCAGAGGCACUCUGGACGUUUUCUCAAGCAUUCACGUCCUCUUUCCAAGCGUCUUGUUCCGAACUUGCCACCCGUCUCAAAGUUGCAGAUGCAGGCUCUGUGCACUCCAUCGCCGGAGAAAUACAGGCUCUGAACAAGCGUUUGACUGAAGCCACCGGGAGGCUUCCAAGCUAUGAUCAAAGACAAAAUGAACUGCAACUCAAAGCAUUAGAGAAGUCGCUCGAGGAAUUGCGCUCAUCGACCACAGGGAAAACAAAAUUCGCUUUUAAACGGAAGGCCAAGAUAUCAGCGUCAACAUCAGCAGGGACCGCAACGCCACCUGCUCCGGUGAAUGCACCAGCGAUACCUACAUCAACAAUAUCUAGUGCCUCCAGAACGAUAUCCAACCACUCCAAUUGCUACCUCUCUAGAUCGUGCCUUUCUGGUCCCAGCUCAUCCACAGAUCAUAUAGAGGUGUCUAUAAUAAGAAUAUCGAGCAGCAUCUUAAAUCUUCUUAUGACCACGAAUGAGUCAACUCUGUCUGCUAAUACCGUUUCGAUUUCGGCGCUUCACAUCCGCGACAUACAGAAUUCAAUUCUCAUUCUAGGGACCGUCGAUGGUAGCAUCAUGUUGCACAACUUAACAAAUUGCGUGGUUGUUGCUGGAUGUCACCAGUUCAGGAUGCACAAUUCUACUGCCGUAGAUGCCUAUGUUGACAUUACAUCGAAUCCCAUCAUCGAAAGCUGUGAUCAAGUGAGGUUUGGCGUCUACCCGAGCGAGUUGAAGAUAACCACUGAUCAGCAACCUCUGGUCAUUAAAAACCAUACUGAGCUCCCUUUCUUGCCCCAGGACUUCUCGCACAUUCGCGCCACACCAUCACCCAAUUGGAGAGCGCUGGAGGAAGACGAGUUAGUUCAUGAUUGGCCCCUUUCAGAGACUAAUUACGCUGUCCAACUCGAAAGAGCAUUGCCCCGUCCCAAAAUCUGAUGCUUAUUGCUGACGGACUUCACGUCCCUCGCCACGCACGUGGAUACUAGUAGGUGAAGAAGAAGUUGCUGUCGUGAUAAUGAGCCCCAUCAAUCGACUAUGUUGACGUCCGGUCUGAUGUACUGGGCAGACGCGAAUUGCUUCCGCGGGAUCAAACGUUCCGUUCUUACAUAUGUUAGAUGUUAGAUAUACCUUCGUAUAAGAUAAUAUAAGUGGCCUACCUGUUGAUUCUGA
Messenger RNA from Suillus subalutaceus, 1218 nucleotides. Its product is annotated as tubulin binding cofactor C-domain-containing protein. The record is from RefSeq and is a predicted model, not a curated record. Gene Ontology annotation, cellular component: cytoplasm. The transcript has 5 exons. The coding region runs from base 1 to 984 and encodes 327 amino acids. Gene Ontology annotation, biological process: post-chaperonin tubulin folding pathway; tubulin complex assembly. NCBI's taxonomy places the organism in Eukaryota, Fungi, Basidiomycota, Agaricomycetes, Boletales, Suillaceae. Gene Ontology annotation, molecular function: tubulin binding.